This is a messenger RNA of Pseudocercospora fijiensis CIRAD86, 1002 nucleotides long. RefSeq lists its product as uncharacterized. Bases 1 to 1002 code for a protein of 333 amino acids. The record is from RefSeq and is a predicted model, not a curated record. NCBI's taxonomy places the organism in Eukaryota, Fungi, Ascomycota, Dothideomycetes, Mycosphaerellales, Mycosphaerellaceae. The transcript has a single exon. Gene Ontology annotation, molecular function: dTDP-glucose 4,6-dehydratase activity.
AUGAAGGCACCGAACGUCCUGGUCACUGGGUCCUCGGGGCAUCUCGGACAUGCUCUCAUGCUGGAACUACCGGGCUGUGGCUAUGUGCCCAUCGGGAUUGACAUUCUGCCUUCGGGUCAUACCAGCUUGGUUGGAAGCAUUUCAGAUCGUGAUUUUAUCGCGGGAAUCUUCGCGAGACAUACAUCGCUUCGAUAUGUGCUCCACGCAGCCACUCUACACAAGCCUCAUGUCGCUUCUCACAAGAAGGAAGAAUUCCUUGAAACGAAUGUAAAAGGCACAUUGAUACUUCUGGAGGAGGCAAGCAAGACUGGUCGCAUUGAUGCCUUCGUCUUCACCAGCACAACUUCUACUUUCGGCUCUGCUCUAGCACCAAACCCUGGGCAGCCUGCAGCAUGGAUCGACGAGACAGUCACACCCAAACCAAAGAACAUCUAUGGAGCUACGAAAGUCGCUGCAGAAGAUCUUUGCCAGCUGGUACAAUCGGAAACGAAGAUGCCCACCCUGGUCCUGAAGACUUCUCGAUUCUUUCCUGAGCCUGACGAUAACGAGGCUUCGAGGCUCGCUUACGAUGACGACAAUCUUAAAGUCAACGAGCUUCUCUACCGGAGGGCAGAUAUCUCAGAUAUUGUCAGCGCUCACAUAUGCGCCAUGAGACGAGCGAAGGACAUCGGCUGGGCCAAGUACAUCAUCAGCGCACCGCCACCUUUCCAGAAGAGGCCUGUGUUGCUCAGCAAGCUGGAUUCGAACGCUCCUGAGGCUAUAAAAGCGACAGUCCCAAAGCAUGCAGAAAUGCUUGUUCAGCAUGGCUGGAAAUUACCUGAUAGGCUGGAUCGGGUUUACGAUUCGUCCAAGGCAGUACGAGAUCUGGAGUGGAGGCCCAAAUACACAUUUGAACAUGCUGUUGAAUUGAUCAGUCAAGGCUUCGACUAUCGGAGUGAUCUGACCCAUAGAAUCGGAAAGAGAGGUUACCAUGCCGUACCUACAGGCGUGUAUACGUCUUGA